AUGGCCCGUCGCUCUCACACUGACUGGGGGCGCUCCUCCCCUCCUGCUCGUCGCAGCAGCACCAGCAGCAGGGAUUUGGUGACGGUGGGGGCGGGCAGGAGAGACGGGAGAGACGGGCACGUGCAAGAAGGAGGGGCAAGGAAGGAUCGGCGCCGGCAAGACGAGGCCCGGUUUUCCCAGAGGCGAACGGGGUUCACUACGAAGUAUGGUAGUCCGAGCGAUGGGGGCAGGGCGAGGAGCAGCAGCGGCGGACAGGCAGAGCAAGGGGAAGGGGGUGCGGCGGAGGACGAUGAGGACGAUGAGGAAGAGGAGGAUGAGGAGGAGGAGGAGGAAGAGGAGGAGGAAGGGGACGAUCAUGGGAGUGAGAGCCACGGUGAGGGGGAUGCACGAGAAAUGGGUGAGGAAGGGGAAGAGGAGGAGGAGGAGGGGGAAGACGAGGAGGAGGAGGAGGAGGAGGAGGAGGAAGAAGAGGAGGAGGAAGAGGAGGAGGACGAUGACCGAUACGAUGGGGAGAAUGAACGUGAGCACAAGCAGCAGGGCAGGGGAAUCGGGGCUGCGAGAGGGGUGGCGCGCGGAUCGAUGCAAGGAGUACCGGGAAAGGCCCAGGGUCGGUUGGGUGUUCAGGAGGAGGAUGGGCGACAGGAGGGGAGGGCGAAGCGAAACCGGGGGUUGCCAGGGCUGGAGAAGGAGCGGGAAGGCCAAGGAGCAGUGAAGGAUGCUGGGCGGGGGUUGAAGUGGCAGUUGAGAGACGAGAAAGAGCGUGGGCAGAGGGGCAGGAGCAGAGAGCGCGGGGAGAGGGGGAGGAGCGGCGAGCGAGGGGAGAAGGAGGCCAGGGGGGUGGAGGGUCGAUUGGAGAGAGGCGGUGGGGGGCAACAGGAGGGCGGGGAAAGGGAGAAGGAUGGUGGUCGCGGGGUGGGUAAGGGUGGAAGCUUGCGCGAGGCUGAAGCGGGCAGAGGGCAUGGUACAGCAGAGGCACAGGAGGAGGAGGAGGAGGAGGAGGAGGAAGAGGAGGAGGAAGAUGAGGACGAUGAAGAGGAGGAAGAAGGGGAGGAGGAGGAAGGCGAGGAGGAUAGAUAUCCACGCACUCGAUCCAGAGCGGCGAGAGCAGACGAAGGGGAGGAUGGGCAUGCAGAGGGGGAAGAAGAUGAGGAGGAGGAGGAAGAGGAAGAGGAGGAAGAGGAGGAGGAGGAGGAGGAGGAAGAGGAAGAAGAGGAGGAGAAGGAGGAGGGACGAGGGCGGUAUGCACUGCGAAGCAGGGAACCAGCGCUGCGGCCACAACAGCAGCAGCAGCAGCAGCAGCAAGAGCAGCAGAAGCGCGGUGGGGGUUUGGCAUCGUCUGGAGCCCAGUUUACUCUGCGCACUCGAGGGGCUCUACGCAGGUUCACUGCUGAAUCAAGCCAGCAGCACACAGGGGGCAAUGCAAGAGCAGGCUCAGGAGCAGGAGCAGCAGGCGCAGCAGGAGCAGGUGGUGGUGGUGGUGGCACCAGUGGUGGUAAGUCACAUGAGGGGCAGCGCCAUUCCCUCAGAGUCUCCCUUGCUGCUGCGGCCAGGCAGCAACAACAGCAGCAGCAGCAGCAGCAGCAGCAGCAGCAGCAGCAGCAGCAGCAGCAGCAACAGCAGCGGCAGCAGCAGCAGCCUCACCACCACUCCCACAGCCAGCAUCAGCAGCAGUACGGGCGGGGGGGAUCAGCAGGCGGAGCAGGAGCAGGGGGCGGGUCGUCACGGCGCUCCCUGCGAGCCGGUGAUGCGUCAGACGACUCUCUGGUAGUAGAUGAUACAGAGAUGCGAAGCUUGGGCGCGCACUGGGGCGGAGAAGGCCCUCUCGAGCACUCCAUUCUCUCCCAUGGCGUGGAGGCAAUCGGUCCUGCAGCAUGGGGAGGACCUGAUGGUGCUGCUGCUAGUGGCUGGGCGUGGCAGCAGGGAGGAGGUGCAGCAGGGGGUGAGGGACGGGGGCGCGGUGGGGAGGAAGUGGCGGGGAGUCCGGUUGGUGUCGUGGCAGGUGGGCUUGGCUUUGCUGCCAUGCCAGGAGGGGGAGGAGGAGGAGGAGGAGGAGGUGCGGGCAGAGGUGGGGUAGCAGCAGGUACCCCAGGCGCAGGAGGAGGGGGAGGAGGAGCAGGCGGGGCAGGAGGAGGAGGAGGUGGGGGAGGAGGAGGAGGAGGAGGAGGAGGAGGAGGAGGAGGAGGAGGAGGAGGAGGAGGAGCAGGAGGAGUGGGUGGAGCAGUGGCAGCAGGGCUGGGUGCAGUGAUGGGUAAGUCAUCAACCUCCUGGUCCAAAGUAGGGGCGGACGUACAGCCUCUCCGUGUCGACCCCUCAGUCACGUUCGACCAAGUUGGCGGGCUUUCCAAGUACAUAGGAGCACUCAAAGAAAUGGUCUUCUUCCCGCUGCUCUACCCGGAGUUCUUCGCUCGAUACAGCAUAUCUCCCCCGAAAGGCGUGCUGCUCUGCGGCCCCCCUGGGACUGGGAAAACCCUAGUGGUGCGCGCACUGGCAAGUGCGGCAGCGAGAGCAGGCUCAAACGUGUCGUUUUUCAUGAGGAAAGGCGCGGAUGUGCUGAGUAAGUGGGUGGGCGAGUCGGAGCGGCAGCUGCGGGCGCUGUUUGACGAGGCGGCGCGCCUCGCACCGUCGAUUAUAUUUUUUGAUGAGAUCGACGGCCUCGCGCCCGUCCGAUCGAGCAAGCAGGAGCAGAUCCACAACUCGAUUGUGUCCACGCUGCUGGCGCUAAUGGACGGCCUGGAUUCGCGCGGGCAGGUGAUUGUGAUCGGAGCGACGAACCGGGUCGAUGCAGUCGACGGGGCCUUGCGCAGACCAGGCAGAUUCGACCGGGAGUUCUUCUUUCCGCUCCCAGACGUGCACGCCCGGGAGGAAAUCCUCCGAAUCCACACCAGCAAGUGGGAGAGAAAGCCAGAGGAGGGGUUGGUGAAAGAGCUAGCGGAGAGAAGCGUGGGUUUCUGUGGAGCAGACAUGCGGGCGCUGUGUGCGGAGGCUGCGAUCCGGGCGUUCAGGCGGAUGUACCCGCAGGUGUAUGAGAGCGAGGAGCGGUUUGUGAUCGACCCGUCGACGGUUAGAGUUAACCGCUCGCACUUUCUCGAGGCGCUGCUGGAUGUGAAGCCUGCUGCGCACCGCGCGGCGUCGUUGACCCCUGCGCCGCUGCCCCCUGCUGUGGCUCCACUGCUGAAGCGUCAGUUGGGGGAUGUUGUGGGGGCGCUUGGGGAUGGGUUUCCUGGGUUGCUGGAGGAGCGGGAGGAGUGGGAGGGCGGGGAGGAGGAGGGGGGUGAGGAGGAGGGUGGAGACGGGGAGGGAGAAAGCGGAAGGUGGUUAGGAAGGAUGGGGAGGGAGGGGAGGAACUGGAGUUAG
Molecule: messenger RNA, 3354 nt
Organism: Closterium sp. Naga37s-1
Lineage: Eukaryota; Viridiplantae; Streptophyta; Zygnematophyceae; Desmidiales; Closteriaceae
Source: the annotation of a GenBank genome assembly